GACAAACAAAGCCUCCCUUCAACACAGUGGUUUUGGCGGGUCGCGUUUUAUUGGCUCUCGAUCCACCAAUCAAUGACGUACUUUUCUCCGCGCGCGCACGCACUCACCCCUGGCUGACGCGACGGUGCUAAUUUUCCUCUGCAGCUAUCGUCAAUACGAGUUAAUUCGGAGGGGUGUGUAUGGUUAAGGUAGUGGCGAAUACGUGAAACAAGACGUGGAACACGUAAAUAACAUCUCAAACAACUGGGGAAAACCCACCGUUUUAUCCUGUUUAAAUACACACUCACUGCUGUCACCUGGCAACAAGCGCGAGCCACUACUAAUCUGACCUAAAUGUCACCACCGCUAAACAUUUCUUAUUAGGAUCCAGAAGGCGACUGUUUCGUCAGAGUCCGAAAGCGAGACUUGGAGAGGCUGUGCACUGAGGUCAUGCAGCUAAGGGAAUUUCUGCCUAAAGUCAUUAAUGGUGAUUUUCUGGAUGCCCUGAACAAAGCUCGCUCUCUGGAGAAAUUUCGAGAGCAGAGUCAGCAGGAGCACCAGCAGCUGAAACAGGAGUGUUUGCACCUCUACUCCCGUCUUGAUGCAGCACAGUCUGAGUGCCAGAGAGAGAAAGAGGAGAAACUAGUUCUAAGGGAGCGUUUAUGGGAGAGCCGUGAGCAGCUGCAGCAACAGGCAGAGUUCUGUACAGGCCUGGGUGCCUCCACCUGCACUGUACUCUGGAGCGCUUCCCGUAGAGAAGAAGCUGUACGGGACAUACUGGCUGAUGGAAAGCUGGAACCAUUCCUUAGUGUUGCAGGUCAAACCCUGGAGAGUUUCGUUAAAUCUCUGGACGAGGAAGAAAAACCCCAGCAGCAAAACUACAAUUCCCAUGAGCACCAGUUUGUGCUAGCACUGGCUGGUGUCAUCACUAAUCUGGCGGCUGUUACUUGUGGGAGAGACUUCAUUUCUAGCUCUGCGCAUGUCUUGUUGGACACAAUUAUGCAGCUGCUUGGGUUAAUGAAGUCAGGGGUAUUUCCAAAGCUUAAAGUGCUGAUGCUGAUGGCUUUAUACAACGUCAGCCUCAGCAUAAAUGGACUGACAUACAUCAGCGAGAGUCCUGCACUCCUGCCUCUUAUAUGUACUCUGCUUGAAGACCGGGACAUAGAAGUAUGUCUGCAGGCCCUACGGCUGCUCCAGUCUCUGCUAGUGGAGGGUGACAUAUUGGCCCAAAUCAGCCCAGACCUCCAGCAUACCAUUCCAGUGGAGAGGAUCCGUCAGCUGUCCUCAAGCCGCCACUCCGCCCUCAAACAAGCGGCCCAGGAGUUGUUGGAGGACAUCAAAUGCUUCACCAAAACUGGUCACACAACAACAGAAAAAGAGCAGUGAUGACGCAGACACCUACAGACCUUGUCCUAGUCCUGUUCCAUAUACACUGAUGUUCUGCUUUAUCUGUAGUCAAUGUGAUCAGUUAAAAAGGGUCAGAGGUCACAGGGCCCAUUGACUUAGGGGUGACCUCCUGGGUGGUCUAGGAAAUAAUAAUAAUGGUAAAAAUAGCUAAUGUUUAUUUCUGUUAAGAGUUGUACUGGUUAAGGCUAGCAUGUAUUUUUACGUUUAUACAUUUUUGUAAUGUAUGACUGUAAUUCAACCAAUGCUGGAUAUGUGUUCUUAUUUUCAUGUUCUGCAUAUUACUAGGAUUUUUUAUGUUUUGAAUA
Molecule: messenger RNA, 1691 nt
Organism: Tachysurus vachellii
Lineage: Eukaryota; Metazoa; Chordata; Actinopteri; Siluriformes; Bagridae
Gene: hsf2bp
Product: heat shock transcription factor 2 binding protein
Exons: 8
Coding region: 430-1365 (311 amino acids)
Cellular component (GO): cytosol
Source: RefSeq, a predicted model, not a curated record